AUGACUCCAAAGCCUGAUGGGGAGGACCUGCCUCUGCAGCAGACAGACUCGAACGCGAGUGCCGUCCCCGACCUUCCGCCGCCGCCGAACCCUUCUUCCGAUCCGCGAUUGAGCGUUGCCGACUGCGAUAGCCCACCGAAUGUCCCCGAAAACACCGAUGUCUUCAAGUUAUCGCCUAGGGCGGCGAUGAAGCUCUUGAGUGGUGGAAUCGAGGCUCUCGUGAAGAUAACAGGCGAUAUUCCUCCGACACCACCACCCACAAGCCCGACACUACCCAAUAUGAGAGGAAUGGCGGCAGAGAAGGAGCUCAUUCGCACGAGCUCACAAAAGAACCUGGCUCGCAUGCGCAAGGAGGCCGAGGCUGCAGCCGCCGCUUCAGCCGGCUCGAGUAGCUCAACACCACAAUUAAUAGACGGUGUCCAUCUGCGGCAGACACAAUCACCGACACCACCAUCGCCACCGAAAGCACCCGAACCACAUAUAAUAAUUGGGGAGAACUCGCAGCCGAUUAAUCUUCAGCAUAGUGCAAUCACGCGCAAGUUCUACUCUAAGAAACCGCCGCCCAUUGGUAUCGACGAAUAUCUAGCGCGAAUCCACCAAUGGUGCCCGAUGAGCACUGCCGUGUACCUUGCUACUAGCCUGUAUAUCCACCGCUUAGCUGUUGACGAACGAGCGAUUCCUGUGACGCGGCGAAAUGCGCAUCGACUGGUUCUAGCGGGACUUCGAGUGGCAAUGAAGGCGUUGGAAGACCUCAGCUACCCGCACAGCAAGAUUGCCAAAGUUGGAGGCGUCAGCGACGUCGAGUUGGCGCGCUUGGAGAUUAGUUUUUGCUUCCUGGCGAACUUUGAGCUGGUGGUCAGAGAAGAUACGCUGAAGAAGCACUGGGAGGUUCUAAAGCAGGAGCAGCCAUUGAGGCUCAUGCAUCCCAGCCUACCGAAUUUGUCGUUGAACAGGAAGCCUAGAGAGUCGGCGCACUCCGGGCAGGAAAACCAAUGGAAAUGA
Molecule: messenger RNA, 1002 nt
Organism: Colletotrichum acutatum
Lineage: Eukaryota; Fungi; Ascomycota; Sordariomycetes; Glomerellales; Glomerellaceae
Product: cyclin
Exons: 2
Coding region: 1-1002 (333 amino acids)
Biological process (GO): regulation of cyclin-dependent protein serine/threonine kinase activity
Cellular component (GO): cyclin-dependent protein kinase holoenzyme complex; nucleus
Molecular function (GO): cyclin-dependent protein serine/threonine kinase regulator activity; protein kinase binding
Source: RefSeq, a predicted model, not a curated record